CCUUUUCCGGCUUUUUUUCUUCCUAGGUUUAUAGAGAAAAAAACGACAGCUGACUUCACGACCCUAUAAAACCAGUGAGAUUGUGGUUUGUUCUCCAACUUCCCGCUCAGAAAUUAACACAAACAUCUUGUGUACGACAGAGGAAGUUAAAGAGUUGAAGAGAAAAUGAAGUACGUGUUAGUGACAGGAGGUGUUGUGAGUGGGCUGGGCAAAGGUGUUACAGCCAGCAGUAUAGGCGUCGUGCUCAAAGGCUGUGGCCUUCGCGUCACCUCCAUCAAAAUCGAUCCAUACUUAAACACCGAUGCUGGUACCAUGUCUCCAUUUGAACACGGGGAAGUUUUUGUUCUUGAUGAUGGUGGAGAGGUUGAUUUAGACCUGGGUAAUUAUGAGCGUUUCCUAGAUGUGACGCUUACAAGAGAGAACAACAUUACCACUGGGAAAAUAUAUAAGUCUGUCCUUGAGAAGGAACGGAGAGGUGAUUAUCUUGGAAAGACUGUUCAGGUGGUUCCACAUAUCACAGAUGCCAUCAAGGAUUGGAUAGAAUCAGUUGCUGCCAUUCCUGUUGAUGGAAAGGAUGCACCUGCAGAUGUUUGUGUGAUAGAAUUGGGAGGGACUGUGGGUGACAUUGAAUCAAUGCCAUUCAUAGAGGCUCUCCGACAAUUGUCGUUUUCUGUUGGACAGGAUAACUUCUGUCUUAUUCAUGUGAGCUUAAUACCAGUAAUUGGUGUGGUUGGAGAGCAAAAAACAAAACCUACACAACAUAGUGUCCGGGAAUUGAGAGCAUUAGGACUAACUCCUCAUCUAUUAGCCUGUCGCUCGGCUCAGCCUUUAUUGGAGAAUACCAAGGAUAAACUUUCUCGGUUUUGUCAUGUUCCAGCUGGUAAUAUUCUUAAUAUCCAUGAUGUUCCAAACAUUUGGCACAUUCCUCUCUUACUUAGGAAUCAAAAUGCACAUACUACAAUUCUCAAACAGCUAGACUUGCUCAGCAUUGCUACACCUCCUCAUUUACAAGAAUGGACUGAGAUGGCGGAGACUUAUGAUAACCUUACCAAUUCAGUUAGUGUUGUUGUUAGGAUUGCCAUGGUGGGGAAGUAUGUUGGUCUUCCAGAUUCAUAUCUGUCUGUUGUGAAGGCCCUUCUGCAUGCUUGUAUAGCUUGUUCUCUAAAGCCAUCAAUUGACUGGAUUGCAGCUUCUGAUCUGGAAGAUGAUAGUGCCACAUCGACACCAGAAGCACAUGCCUCUGCUUGGGAAACUUUGAGGAAUGCAGCAUGUGUCUUGGUUCCUGGUGGGUUUGGAGAUCGCGGUGUAGGAGGUAUGAUAUUGGCUGCAAAGUAUGCCAGAGAGAACAAGGUUCCUUAUCUUGGGAUUUGCUUGGGCAUGCAGAUUUCUGUGAUUGAGUUUGCUAGAUCUGUUUUGGGCUUGGAAAGGGCAGAUAGUACUGAGUUCGAUGGAGCAACACCUAACCCUGUUGUAAUAUUCAUGCCUGAGGGUUCAAGAACACAUAUGGGUAGCACAAUGAGACUAGGAUCUCGAAGAACGCUCUUCCAGACGCCUGAUUGUGUUACUUCAAAGUUGUAUGAAAAUUCAGAGUAUGUGGAUGAACGGCAUCGACACAGAUAUGAGGUAAACCCGGAUGUUAUUGGACAACUUGAAGAUGCUGGCCUAAAAUUUGUGGGAACGGAUGAAAGUGGAAAACGAAUGGAGAUUUUGGAGCUUCCAGGCCAUCCAUAUUAUGUAGGAGUGCAAUUUCAUCCAGAAUUUAAGUCGCGACCAGGGAGGCCCUCAGCUCUAUUCUUAGGUCUUAUACUGGCAGCAACAGGGAAGUUGGAAUCAUAUCUCAACAGGCAUCAAAAUGGAAGUAAAUAGCAUCUCUGUCUAUCCCUUAGGAAUUAGCAUAUUCUUUAUAGGGUAGACCAUAAGAAGAUAAAAUGUUGGGAAGAACUCGGAUAAUUUUGUGUGAGGAAUUUUGCUUUUUGCUUUGUUCAACCUUCAAUGAACAGAUACGGGAGCCGAUGCAUAAUGGAGGGUUAAUAUACGGGGUUUACAAAGUAGACCCCUAAUUUGGAACUAAUUUCUUCAUCUGCUUUAUAAGCUUUACUCUGAUUCUGUCUUGUAGAAAAGUUCACGGUCAACAACAUUAAGUUCUUUAUCUGGUUAUUUUUCAUGCUUUUGGAGUGACUACAGAGAGUUGUUGUCAUUUAAUUUCUUUUAUUUAUUUAUUAUUUUUAAGUA
Ziziphus jujuba (common jujube) is the source of this 2232-nucleotide messenger RNA. RefSeq lists its product as uncharacterized. Bases 166 to 1866 code for a protein of 566 amino acids. The record is from RefSeq and is a predicted model, not a curated record. Gene Ontology annotation, biological process: pyrimidine nucleobase biosynthetic process; CTP biosynthetic process. Gene Ontology annotation, molecular function: CTP synthase activity; identical protein binding. The transcript has 22 exons. NCBI's taxonomy places the organism in Eukaryota, Viridiplantae, Streptophyta, Magnoliopsida, Rosales, Rhamnaceae.